AGCACGGGACGGUCUUGGCGCGGGGACGGUGAGCGCCGCGCCACAACACACAAGCAUGGGCAAGAGAAAGAGGGAGCGUGCAGAGGCAAAACAACAGGAGGAGGUCAACCCCUUGCCCUCCGUGGUUCCUCCUCUGGUCAGGGAUUCAGACGAGCCCGUGAAGAAGAAGAGGAAAUGGAUCAACAAACAGAGGGUGUUGGUGUUCGCCUCUCGGGGGAUGAGCUUCCGGAACCGCCACCUGAUGGAGGACAUGAAGACACUGAUGCCACACAGCAAGUCUGAGUCCAAGAAAGAGAACAAGGACAACCUAAAGGACAUCAAUGAGAUUGCAGACAUGAAGAACUGUAACAAGUGCAUCUACUUUGAGAACCGCAAAAAGAAGGAUUUGUACUUGUGGGUGGCCAAUGUCAAGGGCGGUCCAUCUGUCAAAUUCCACGUACUCAAUGCACACACAAUGAAGGAACUCAAGAUGACUGGGAACUGCCUGAAGGCUUCCCGGCCACUGCUCAGCUUUGACCCUGCCUUUGACAAGCACCCCCACUGGGCCGUCAUAAAGGAGCUCCUGGUGCAGACAUUUGGCACGCCUAACCAGCUGCCCAAGAGUCAGCCCUUCCACGACCAUGUCUUCUGUUUCUCCAUCCUAGACAACAAGAUCUGGUUCAGGAACUAUGAGGUGUUGGAUACUGACGGCAAGCUUUCUGAAAUUGGUCCUCGCUUUGUGCUGAACCCCAUCAAGGUCUUUGACGGCAGCUUUGGAGGAGAAACGCUGUGGGACAACCCUAAAUUUGUCACCCCAAAUACAAUUCGCAGCAUGAAGAAGAAAGCACAUUCAUUCAAAUACACAGACAAGCUGCACCAGAAGGAAGGCUACAAUAAGAGGAAACCCAAGGAUCCAUUCCGUGGCGACCCAACCAAUGAAAUUUUCCAGACCAAGCUACCCGAGAAAGCCGUCAGUGGGGAGAAGCAGAUAUUUAUUCGUAAGAAGGUGUGAAUGUAGACUUGUAUACAUUAGGGUUAUUAAAAGUGAGGAUAUAUCAAAA
Scylla paramamosain (green mud crab) is the source of this 1040-nucleotide messenger RNA. RefSeq names its product ribosome biogenesis protein BRX1 homolog. Bases 56 to 991 code for a protein of 311 amino acids. Gene Ontology annotation, molecular function: rRNA binding. The record is from RefSeq and is a predicted model, not a curated record. Gene Ontology annotation, biological process: rRNA processing; ribosomal large subunit assembly. Gene Ontology annotation, cellular component: nucleolus. The transcript is spliced from 6 exons. Lineage: Eukaryota; Metazoa; Arthropoda; Malacostraca; Decapoda; Portunidae.